This is a messenger RNA of Opisthorchis viverrini, 648 nucleotides long. RefSeq lists its product as hypothetical. The record is from RefSeq and is a predicted model, not a curated record. Bases 1 to 648 code for a protein of 215 amino acids. Lineage: Eukaryota; Metazoa; Platyhelminthes; Trematoda; Opisthorchiida; Opisthorchiidae. The transcript has a single exon.
AUGAGCGGAGCAACCGAUAAAAUACAAACAACCACCACCGUAACUACAGGAACAGAACACACAACACAAGAACCAACCGAGGCAACUACACAGAAGACCAUCGAGAUUAAUGUCACAAGACCAGGCACAAGUUUGCAAACAUCAACCAGCAUGGAAGUCUAUUCAAACAGCCCAAUCCAUUCAACGUACUCAGCCGAGUCUGAGGAAAACUCAAAGUGGUCGACACUAGAGAAAUCACAAUUCGUGAGUUCAGCAGACAUGCAAUACGAAAUUCCAACAGUGCCCAGUACACAAAGUGCAAGCUUUACUCGAAAUAGAACAAAAGACCGUAAUAUAGAAACAUCCCCCAACAUAGAACUAUAUUCAACAAACCCAAAUGAUAUCACUAGGGAAGGUGAAGCGGUGGAAAAUUCAUUGGGGACAACACCACAGAAUUCACAUUCUCCGAGUUUCUCAGAUAUACAGAAUAAAACUUACACGGUGCCUUAUAAAGAAAACAUGACUUUCGCUCAAACAACAACAUCGAUGAUUAUUUCGCAAACGCUACCUAACAUGGAAGGCAAGACGGUCACAACGCACAAGUUUGCAAACAUCAACCAUCAUGGACGUCUAUUCAAACAUCCCAAUCCGUACUACGUACACGCAUGA